Messenger RNA from Carcharodon carcharias (great white shark), 1310 nucleotides. Its product is annotated as interleukin-8-like. The record is from RefSeq and is a predicted model, not a curated record. The coding region runs from base 82 to 372 and encodes 96 amino acids. NCBI's taxonomy places the organism in Eukaryota, Metazoa, Chordata, Chondrichthyes, Lamniformes, Lamnidae. Gene Ontology annotation, biological process: neutrophil chemotaxis; inflammatory response; antimicrobial humoral immune response mediated by antimicrobial peptide. Gene Ontology annotation, cellular component: extracellular region. The transcript is spliced from 4 exons. Gene Ontology annotation, molecular function: chemokine activity; CXCR chemokine receptor binding.
ACUUCAUUCAACGGAGAGAGAGUCACCGAGGUUGACAGAAGAUCCUUCAGCAGAAAUCUAUUCAGCAGGUCAAAGUCAAAGAUGAACAGAGCAACCACUAUAAUGAUUGUCAUCCUGCUCCUGUGUGCCAUUACUACACAGGGUAUUCCAAUCCCAGGUACUCAAGGACAUUGUCAAUGCCCUCAGACCACCGCCAAUCCUAUCGAUCCGAGGCACAUCAAAAGUUUGAAAUACAUUCCCAAAGGACCACACUGUGAAACACUGGAAAUAAUUGUGACCAUGAAAAAUGGGAAUAGAUUAUGUGUGAGUCCUGAUGCCGGGUGGGUGAAGAUUAUCAUUAAAGCUACAAAAGGUGCCAGACCACACAAAUGAGAAAUGAAGCUGCAAUGGGAUGGACUUGAAUCUACACCUGGAAACCUGCAGUACAAUGAACACUGAAAUAAAGUAACCUCUGUCCAGAGUGUUCACUCUCUGAUGUCACCUUCCAAUAGGUUGUUUGUUUAGAUGCCCUGCAUUGUUUCCUGAAGCUCAUUUCACUGUUUAACUCUGUCAUACUGUAAUUGUUUACACAUGGCCUAAGAAAGGAGGCUUAUAUUGUGAAACUUUGUGCCAGUACUGAGGUUUUGUUUUACACAAUGUGAGGUAUACAAUUAUUACAAAUAGCGUCUGAUAUUGUUAUUAGUUACUCUACAACUAAAAUCAAUCCCCAUGUUUUGGAAAGUAAUUUCUAAUCAUCAGAACUUGCCAGUACAAUGGAAACCUUCACAGACUUGUGAACUUAUGGUGGAAUCUAACGAAAUGGAUAAUGUCUGUUGUUAAAUUUUAAUGUUUGAAACAAGAGUGGGAAUUGAUGCAAAUUUUAGAAUAACUGAUUUUUAAAAUUUUAUUAUUUCACAAGAUUUGAUCCUCCCUGCCAAAGCCAGCACUUACUGUCUACCCCUAACUGUCUUGUUAAUGUGGCAGUGAGUUUCUUUCCUGUUCCACUGCGCUUGUUGCGGUUUAGGUUCAGGCACCCUGCUGUUAGGCAGGGAUGUUCAAAAUGAACUUGUAAUCAUUUCUUCAUUACAAACUACCUCCUUACUUCUACUAUUUCACCUGAAAUGAGUGAGUGACAAUCUGUAUAAGACCAAAUUUAGAAGAAUUGUCCUUAGUUAUUUCCACUGAAACUAUCUGGAAUAAGAAUGGAAUGAAAGAUGUAAUAAAUUAAAUAAGCACAUUCCUCAUAUUGCUAGCAGAUAUAUUGAAAUGUGAAAUAAGAACAGACCAUGCUGGAAAUACUCAGCAGGUCUGGCAGCAUCUGUGGACAGAGA